CCCUUAAAAAUCAUAAACAGCAUACGAAGUAAGUGUCAGGUUCGUAACGAUAACUUGAGGUAGCGGUGUUUUCGGUAGGAGGCGUACAUCAACUGUGCGGUGCCCCGCCGCCACGAUCGUUAGGCUGCCGCACCACACUGCCGGCAGUGAAGGUGAAGCUCCCAGCCGACAAGCGAGGUCCGUGUGAUCGUACCGUGGGAGCUCCAGACUGGACUAUAUCCCCAGUACGGAGUAUCACGAAUAGUGGUUGUUCCUCACACGCCAACUGACCGGUAGGCAUCUGUUCUUCCAUAUCUGUUAGCGGUCCUCUUUGUACCUGUAGACGAUCCUUCUUAACCACAGCGUACAGCAGAAGCAGCCAUGGCGCUUGCAACCGCAGCAGUAGCUGGCACGGCAGCAGCGGCAGCAUACCUCGAUGGCCGCUAUCACCUCGCCAAAGACAUCGGCGACAUCCGCGAGCGUCGACGAGUUGGCAAGCUUGCGCAAAAGCAAGCCAAGCAGCACCGGCUCUCGCUCUGGUAUCUCUUCGAGGAACAGGCACAAAAGCUGAAAGACGAACAAUGCAUAUGGUAUCGCUCCAACCCCUCCGAGCCAAUCACCACGUACACAUGGACGCAGACGUACGAGCAAUGUUGUCGUUGGGCCAACUUCCUCCUCGAGCAGGGUGUCAAGCCUGGUGAGCUCGUGGGGACGUAUCUCGUCAACACCCCGGAGUUCAUGUUCAACCUGGUCGGAAGCUGGGCGAUCGGAUCUGCACCGGCUAUGAUCAACUACAAUCUUGGCGGAGACGGCUUGAUUCACUCGCUCAAAGUUUCCGGCAGCAAAGUGCUUGUCGUAGACGAGGACGAAGGCUGUCAGGAGCGUGUCGAGGCCGUGCGGUCGAAGAUCGAGAGUGAGCUCGACAUGAAGAUCGUCAUCAUCAAUGCUGCGACCAAGGCAGCGAUCGCCGCACGACCGUCAACCAGACCGGCCGACUCCUACCGCAAGGACUUGAACCCAAACUUUCCAAUCUUUCUCUUCUAUACGUCUGGUACUACAGGUCUCCCCAAAGCAUGCGCAAUGCCUACUGCCCGCUCAUACGUGCUCACAUCACCCCGACUCCGAUCUACGGGCGUAAAGGCUGGCCGUCCACGAACAACCUUCUCCAGCGGCCGUAAGCCGGACGUUUGGUACGACUGCAUGCCUCUGUAUCACGGUACAGGCUGCACUGUCGCACUCAGCUGUCUCAUCAACGGCGUUACACUUGCUAUUGGCCGCAAAUUCAGUGUGCGCAACUUCUGGCGAGAUGUCCACGACAGUCAAGCCAAUGCAUUCGUAUACGUUGGUGAGACAGCGCGCUACCUCCUUGCUGCACCACCGAGCCCGCUCGACAAGGGCCACAAACUCAAGGCGAUGUAUGGAAAUGGAAUGCGGCCAGACGUAUGGUCCAAGUUUCAGGAGCGCUUCGAUAUACCUUGUGUCAACGAGUUCUUCAACAGCACAGAAGGCAUGCUGCAGUUACUGAACGUCUGUCGAGGCCCGUUCCACGCCGCACAUGUUGGCCAUCACGGCGCUCUUGAGCGUCGGAGGCUGUGGAAUAAAAUCGUGCCGGUGCAGAUUGAUUACGAGAAGGGUGAUCAGAUAUGGCGGGACCCGAAGACUGGAUUUGCAAAGAGACAGAGCUAUGAGGAAGGAGGUGAGGUCUUGAUCAAGUGCGAUAGUGAAAAGGACUUUGUCGGCUACUGGAACAAUCCAGAUGCGACUCAGAGAAGGUUCGAGAAGGACGUCUUUCAGACAGGAGACCUAUACUACCGGACAGGCGAUGCGCUACGACGAGAUGCGGACGGUAGAUGGUUUUUCCUUGACCGGCUGGGCGACACUUUCCGCUGGAAGUCGGAGAACGUCUCGACUGCUGAAGUGGCCGAAGUGCUUGGCCGCUUUCCCGGUAUCGUCGAAGCCAACGUGUAUGGUGUUGAGAUACCUAACCAUGAUGGACGAGCUGGUUGCGCGGCGAUCUUCAUCCAGCCCGCAGACCCAGAACACUUCGAUUGGACGGGGUUACUGGCACAUGCAAGGAAACUAUUGCCCCGGUAUGCUGUGCCGGUGUUCUUGAGAGUGGUAAGGCAGCAGCAGGCCUCCCACAACAACAAGCAGCUCAAGGUACCUUUGCGGAAAGAAGGUGUGGAUCCGAAGAAGGUCAGAGAGGGAGAUGCUGGGAGCGAAGAUAUUUUGAUGUGGGUCAGGCCGGGCUCCGACCGUUACGAGCCAUUCACAGAGACCGAGUGGGAGACUCUGGGCGCUGGCAAGGCGAGGCUAUGAGAGGCUGCGGAGAUCGAGGACGGCGUAGUUGAUCUGUGUAUCCUGUAUCGUCGGCUUCGCGUGAGCAAUAUGUACGUAGUUACACCGUCAUUGGCGCCGGAGAAGGGCCGAAGCGCUCAGCGGUUGCAAGCGCACUUCACCUCAUCCUCGAUCGGCAUUCAUGCUCCCAAGAAGGCAGUCACGGUAAAGCUUAAAACAAGGCAAUUCACCUCAACAAUGUCGAGCGAACACUGCUGCGUCCAGACCACCCUAUCGACCGCCGCGGAAGGCCAUUCCACAAGACCGAAAGGGUACCAAGGAACCAUCUGAAUCCCCGCAUUUCGGGAAGUCGGGAGCGCAAGUGCUAGCUCAAAGGAGCAUCAUCGCCUGUGGAUCAAGCAUUUGCUGUCCGGCUUGCAUCGUUUGCUCGCUUGCUCCUCCUCGUGCUCAACCAUUGCAGCUCUAUAUG
Messenger RNA from Baudoinia panamericana UAMH 10762, 2746 nucleotides. RefSeq lists its product as uncharacterized. The coding region runs from base 361 to 2298 and encodes 645 amino acids. The record is from RefSeq and is a predicted model, not a curated record. Lineage: Eukaryota; Fungi; Ascomycota; Dothideomycetes; Mycosphaerellales; Teratosphaeriaceae. Gene Ontology annotation, molecular function: long-chain fatty acid-CoA ligase activity; long-chain fatty acid transmembrane transporter activity. The transcript has 2 exons.